AUGGGUAAAGCUGCAAGAUGGUUUGGGAAGAUGACUAUGUGCUUCUUUGGGAUGAAAAAGGACAGGAAAAAGGAGAAAGCCCGGAUUUUUGCUUCAAACUGUAGGGAAAAUGAGGAGAUAAGUAGGAAUUAUCCUGCUAAACCUUCAACGGAUUCUGGUGAGAUCAUUCAGCAAAUCCCGGUGACUCAAUUGGCUUCAUGGCAAUCUUCCUACAUAUUGGCGGCAGCCAUCACUGCUACUGCUGACGCCCCCGUGGCAGUUGCGGAGGCUGCUUUGGCUGUUGUAAAAGCGAGACUCCGCAUUAGUCAGGCAGAACAAGGAGGAACAAUGAUGGUUAUUGGUGACAGGGAGAAGAAGGCGGCUACAACAAUUCAGAAGAUUUUCAGGGGUCAUUUGGCUAGAAGGGCUCUUAGAGCUCUGAAAGCAAUUGUUAGAGUUCAAGCACUUUUCAGAGGUUACCGUAUCAGGAAGCGAAUUGCUGCCAUUUUCAUGGAAGCUCUGAUGCUAAAUCAUGCAGUGGUCCUCUCUCAAAGGGCCUACCAUUCUUCCAUUAACCGCAAAAAUAAUGCUUUAGCUUCACCGUCCAGGCCAAAUAUUUCAACGUGUAGGAAUUAUAUGUCCGGGACAGAGUCAUCCAGAGCAAAGUUGAGGCGUCCGGCUUUUAAUCCAAAACAGAGACCGGAGCAGGGGACAAGAUUCCGGCUUUUACAUACUGAUGAAAAAGCGACUUCAGGUCCAAGGUCUAGCUUUACUAGUGGUGUUGGCGUGCAUUGCUUGCGUGAUGAAAUCAUGGCUUCAAGGCCUAGCUUUUAUGAGGCUAGAAUGCCCAAGCGAUCACGAAUCCAAUUUCAGACAAGAUUUGGCUUUUCGUGAAAUAAAAUCCAGUGCUAGAUUGUGUCUAUAUUUUGCGAUAAUAUUUAGU
Molecule: messenger RNA, 922 nt
Organism: Oldenlandia corymbosa var. corymbosa
Lineage: Eukaryota; Viridiplantae; Streptophyta; Magnoliopsida; Gentianales; Rubiaceae
Source: the annotation of a GenBank genome assembly